CACAAAAUACAACACCCAGAUCGGGGGGGUUGCUCCAUUAACGACCAAAAAAAGACGACCCAGGACGACCACAAACGUCUGCAGACGUUUAGAGCCACUCACGAAUCUCUUAUUCAUGUUUCUUCUUUCCUUCGCUUUAUGCUGUACAUCAUUCCAGUCCCCUCUAAUCGCCUCUUUGGGUUACCAACCGUCCUACAUUCGAAUCUUCUUUCGCUGUCGAUUCUAUCUACCACGCAAACCUCCUGGAGUAGGGCCUCUUGUUCUCUCCGCCUUGGCACCAAAAGCAGCUAUCACGACCUUUUCGCUUCAUAGUAACGGUAUACAAGCUUGGCCGCGCUUGAACCUUUCUUCAUCAGCCUUCUGCAGCGUCACUUGCGUCUUCCGAUCAGACAUUCAUCUAAUUUACCGAAAUGUCGACCACCCACGAUCUCUCCGGCGUACAACACGACAAAUCCACUGUCACUGUCACCCAUUCAUCGGACUGUCUCGCCUUUCUAUUAAUCUAUCUUUCUAUCUAUACCAACUUGGACCUUUCGUUCGAUAAGCUUUCCACAAUAUCCCACAAUCGUCCGUUUCUAUUUUGAACCUAAUUCUUCCGCAUUCCAUUCGCUGUCUGUCAA
Aaosphaeria arxii CBS 175.79 is the source of this 620-nucleotide messenger RNA. RefSeq lists its product as uncharacterized. The coding region runs from base 116 to 544 and encodes 142 amino acids. Lineage: Eukaryota; Fungi; Ascomycota; Dothideomycetes; Pleosporales. The record is from RefSeq and is a predicted model, not a curated record. The transcript has a single exon.